AUGUCGAAGGUAGAAAAGAAGGAAAAGCUUGACAAUAUAGUCAGUAUUGGCAGUGUUACAUCUCACUUGCAAUUAGAAGAUCAUGAAGUGAAUUUAAGAGCAAUUACUUCUAAUCCAGUCUCAAUUAAUGAGAUUGGUGUUUCACUUUCAAAUGAGCAGAAGCAUUUUAUCUUGAAGCGACUUCAUUUGGAUGGCUUGCAAUCACUUGACGAGUUGCCACCACAAGUCAUCUUUUAUUUGGAUAAAAUUGAGAAAUUGGGAAAUGAUGAAGCCUUGAGUAUUUUGAAAGAGACCCUUGUUGAACAUCAUGACGACACCAAUAUUCCAACCCACGAUUUAGAAUUAUGGACUAAACUAGUUGACAUUGGAGCUGAGAAUUCCGGUACGAGAGUAAAGUUAGAUUCUGCUCUCAACGAGAAGAAUAAUGAGAGUGGUGAGCUGUCUUCUCAGGAAGUUUUUGAAGGUGGUAAAUACGAAUCUAGUAUUCACCAAGUAGUUGACUGGGACUUGCAACUUAGGUUGGAGGCAGUUUUGAUUGCUUACCACUCUCCUUACCCUGAAGUGAGAUCUGUUACAGAUCCAUUUGACGACCCCACGAUCCCAGUUGAAACCAUCAGAGUUUACAUUCUAGGUAUCGUUUGGACUGCCAUUGGUGCAGUUAUUGAUCAAUUCUUUUCUGAAAGACAGCCAGCAAUAGCAUUGUAUCCAGCUGUAGUUCAAGUUUUCUUGUAUCCUUGUGGUUUAUUGUUGGAAUAUGUCUUGCCGAAAUACAAGUUUAAAAUAUGGAAGUACACUAUCGACCUCAACCCAGGACCAUGGAACUAUAAAGAACAGAUGUUAGCAUCGUUGUUCUAUUCUGUUACUGGGGGAGCGACAAGUUAUGUUUCUUAUAAUAUUCAUGUUCAAAAGAUGAAAAUGUUCUACGAUAAUCAAUGGGUUGAUUUCGGAUACCAAACAUUGUUGAUUUUAUCAAACAACUUCUUGGGUUUUGGAUUCGCUGGUAUCUUCAGAAGAUUUGCAGUUUAUCCAGUUGAAGCAAUCUGGCCAACAGUAUUACCCACUCUUGCCUUAAAUAGAGCUUUGAUGGUGCCAGAAAAGAAAGAAAUUAUAAACGGUUGGAAGAUUGCAAAGUACACAUUCUUUUUCAUUGCAUUCGCAGCUUCGUUCGUUUACUUUUGGAUUCCUAAUUACCUAUUUGGUGCAUUGUCUACUUUCAACUGGAUGACGUGGAUCGCUCCUUUCAAUUUUAACUUAGUCGCCAUCACUGGAACUUUUUUUGGUUUAGGACUAAACCCAAUACCCAGCUUUGACUGGAAUGUUCUCAGCUUGAAUGCUCCAUUGAUAUAUCCCUUUUAUUCACAAUUGAAUAACUACAUUGGUAACAUUUUAGGGUUUUUGGCUGUCGCUGGGGUCUACUGGACAAACAGCAAGUGGUCAGGAUACCUUCCAAUCAAUUCACCAUCUCUCUACACAAAUACAGGAGAGAUAUAUCGAGUUACUUCUGUUGUCAAUGAAAAUAGUUUAUUCGACAUUGAGAAGUAUCAAGAAUAUGGACCACCUUUCUACACUGCUGGAAACUUGGUUGCUUAUGGCUCCUACUUUGUUCUUUAUCCCUUUUCUGUUGUUUAUGAAAUCGGUACUAGAUACAAACAAACUUGGAGAGCGUUCAAGAGUCUCUAUUUGAGUUUUAGAAACUUCAAGAAAUCUACGUACGAAGGCUAUAAUGACCCACACUCCACCAUGAUGUCAGCUUAUAAGGAAGUUCCAGAUUGGGUAUUUUUGGUUGUUUUGGUGAUUUCUCUUGUGUUGGCUAUUAUUUGCGUUGAAAUAUACCCUGCUGAAACUCCAGUUUGGGGUUUAUUCUUUUCUUUGGGUAUUAAUUUCGUUUUCUUGAUUCCAAUUACUGCUGUUUACUCCAGAACUGGUUGGGGCUUCGGACUUAACGUCUUGGUUGAAUUGAUUGUAGGUUAUGCUCUUCCGGGUAACGGUCUUGCAUUGAACUUCAUUAAAGCAUUUGGAACCAACAUUGAUUCUCAAGCUCAGAACUAUAUCACCAACCAAAAGAUGGCUCAUUAUUCCAAGGUUCCUCCAAGAGCUCUAUUCAGAGUUCAAAUCAUUGGUGUUUUCAUUGCCUCAUUUGUUCAACUAGGUAUUAUCAAUUUCUUAAUUAAUAAUAUUGAAGAUUACUGUGAUCCACAUAACAAGCAAAAAUUUACUUGUCCACAUUCAAAAACAUUCUAUAACGCCUCUAUUAUUUGGGGAAUUAUUGGACCUAAGAAAGUUUUCAAUGGGUUGUACCCAAUCUUACAAUAUUGUUUCUUGAUUGGAUUUUUGUUAGCCAUUCUUGCACUUGCCUUCAAGAAGUUUGCUCCUUUGAAGUACACCAAAUUCUUCGAACCAACAUUAGUAAUCGGUGGUUUCAUUAACUACGGUGCUUACAACCUUUCAUAUUAUACUGGUUCUUUUUACCUUUCCGUUGUCUUUAUGUACUACAUUAGGAACAAGUACGAAGCAUGGUGGCAGAAAUACAACUAUCUCUUGUCAGCUGCCUUGACUGCCGGUGUUGCUUUUUCUUCUAUCAUCAUUUUCUUUGCAGUUCAAUACCAUGACAAGAGCAUUUUGUGGUGGGGAAACAGUGUUAUGUUCGGUGGUAUAGAAGGCGGGUACGGACAACAGUCGAUAUUGAAUGUCACCGAGGCUCCAGGGGGAUACUUUGGUCCAAGAAUUGGAAAUUUCCCAUAA
Molecule: messenger RNA, 2742 nt
Organism: Scheffersomyces stipitis CBS 6054
Lineage: Eukaryota; Fungi; Ascomycota; Pichiomycetes; Serinales; Debaryomycetaceae
Exons: 1
Coding region: 1-2742 (913 amino acids)
Biological process (GO): transmembrane transport
Molecular function (GO): oligopeptide transmembrane transporter activity
Source: RefSeq, a predicted model, not a curated record